AUGAAACUAGUGGCCGGAUGAUAGGUGCAACGGAUUAUUUAUAUAUCACUCGAAAGCAAAUAUGCAAUGAAUCCUUGCUUAUAACUAACAAUAAAAACUUAACGGUCAAUUAAUUAAUGUCUAUGAAACCAGAAAAGACGGGUUCUCCGGCGAGUGUAGAUAAGGCGGAGGACUAUUAUCCGGUGGUGGUGGCGCUCUUGAGGCUGCUGCUGUUUGUCUCGUUGGCGGUGGCGGUAAUGGUCAUGGUGAGUAGCAAGCAAACUUACGUUGUUGUGCCCUUCCAGGCAACCCUUGCGGCAAAGUUCAGCUACUCCCCAGCUUUCAUAUACUUUGUAGCAGCUCUAUCUGUGGCUGGCUUCUACAGCAUCAUCUCCACUGUACUUUCAUUCUAUAACCUUAUUGUUAAGCCUGCUUCCUGCCCAAUGCUAAUGUCCCGUUUUGUUAUCCUGGAUGUGGUAAGCUAAGCUCUAAAGAUCUUCUCUCUUUUUCAAUAACAAUAAUAAUGAAAACACAUAUCAAUUGAUCAAUGAACUACUUUCAAAGCUGAUGCUGGGGAUAGUGGCUUCAGCAACAGGAACGGCAGGGGGAGUGGCCUACUUGGGUUUAAACGGAAACUCUCAUGUUGGAUGGAUGAAAGUCUGCAACAUUUUCGACGUCUACUGCACACACAUUGGGACAUCUGUGGCCGUCUCCUUGUUCGCUUCUGUCAUACUGGUCAUCCUCAUCAACCUGUCCAUCCACUCCCUCUCCAAGAAAAUCCCCAAGUAGCUAAAUAUCAUUUCAUUCCAUCUGUCAAAUGUGUUAUAAACCCAACCUGUGUUUGAAUCACUUUCAUGUGGAAGCAUUUAUUCUACAAUUGCAUUGUACCACAAUAUUGUAUAGAUCAAUUGAGUCAUGUGUUUGUACAGAAGGCCUGUCAUGAACAUUCAAGUGUUUUCAAGUUUCAG
Messenger RNA from Cuscuta epithymum, 947 nucleotides. NCBI's taxonomy places the organism in Eukaryota, Viridiplantae, Streptophyta, Magnoliopsida, Solanales, Convolvulaceae. The record is from the annotation of a GenBank genome assembly.